AUGUCAUCUUUCAAUACCCAAAAUAAAAAUGUAUUACAAACACCAAUACCAGCACCAACACCACAAUCACAAUUGAAACAAUUUGUUAUUGGUGGUUUGGCAGGUAUGCUUUCAUCAGCAUUCACUCAUCCAAUUGAUUCUUUGAAAGUUAGAAUGCAAUUACAAGGUGAAGGAACAGGUGUUGGCCCAAAAAGAGGAGCAUUAAAAAUGCUUGUACAUAUUAAUCAAACUGAAGGUUUUUUCACAUUAUAUAAAGGUUUAUCAGCAUCAUUAUUAAGACAAGCUACCUAUACAACAACUAGAUUCGGUUUAUAUGAUCUUAUAAAAGACAUUGUGGCAAAAGAUGAUAAACCACUUCCAUUUACACAAAAAAUUAUGGUUGGUAUGCUUUCAGGAGCAGGCGGAGCUAUUGUUGGUACACCAGCUGAUCUUACUAUGGUUAGAAUGCAAGCAGAUGGUAAAUUACCAUUUAAUUUAAGAAGAAACUAUAAAAAUGUAUUUGAUGGAAUUUUUAGAAUAUCAAAAGAAGAAGGUAUCAUUUCAUUAUGGAAAGGUUGUAGCCCAAAUUUAAUUAGAGCAAUGUUUAUGACAGCUGGUCAAGUUUCAUCAUAUGAUCAAACCAAACAAUUAAUGUUAGCAAGUGGUUAUUUCCAUGAUGAUAUUAAAACUCAUUUAAUUGCAAGUACAACUGCAGCAUUUGUAGCAGCAGUUGCAACAAGUCCAUUGGAUGUAAUAAAAACAAGAAUUAUGAAUUCACCAAAAACAGUGACAGGAGAACUCCAAUAUAAGGGAACUUUUGACUGUUUGUCAAAAACAUUACGUGCUGAAGGUUUUAAAGCUUUUUAUAAAGGUUUCAAUCCAUACUUUAUGAGACUGGGUCCACAAACAAUUUUAACUUUUAUUUUUGUUGAACAAUUAAAUAUAUUAUGGAAAAAAUCUCAAUCUUACUUUAAAUAA
Messenger RNA from Dictyostelium discoideum AX4, 957 nucleotides. RefSeq names its product mitochondrial substrate carrier family protein (gene ucpC). Gene Ontology annotation, biological process: transmembrane transport; oxaloacetate(2-) transmembrane transport. Lineage: Eukaryota; Evosea; Eumycetozoa; Dictyosteliales; Dictyosteliaceae. Bases 1 to 957 code for a protein of 318 amino acids. The record is from RefSeq and is a predicted model, not a curated record. Gene Ontology annotation, cellular component: mitochondrial inner membrane. The transcript is spliced from 7 exons.